AUUCAUCUCCAUCUCCCUCUCCCUCUCCCUUCUUGCAAACCCACCUCCACUUCUCUCUGUGCAAACUCACCCCAUUUCACCCACUUUAACUCGCACAUGUCCAUAUGCACGCCUCAACGACCAAAAACCUAGCCACUGUCGUCCGCUCCUUCUCUAGAUUCUAUUCCAUUCGUUCCAAAAUCAAAGUCGAAGGAGCAGGAGCAGGAGCCGCCGUUGCCGCCUCCAAGAAGAAGAAGAAGAAGAAGCCUGCCUCUUCCACUACUACUGAAGACGCCUCCUUAAAACAGUACGUCUCCGCUAUCAAUUCAACUACCAUCACCUCCUCCGUCGCCGCCAUCAAUUCCUCUCUCUAUGAUGUCGUCCGCGAAAGCGUGAAGCUGGGUUCCAAACCUGGUGAUGAUGAAUCAGGAAAACAGCUAUCGAGUGAAGUGUCCACUUUAUUACAUGAUAGACUGGAUCUGGAUUGGGAUGAUGAAUUUGAGGAUGUACAACCUCUGGGAAAGGUUUUGAACUUGCCAUGGCUAUCAAGGAUGUCAAAUAAUGAUAUUUCAUUGCGGAGGAAAAAAGUAUCACGGGAGAGGAAGCAGAAGUGGGUAUAUAAGAAUACACAAACCAGUCGAUUUGAUCGGCUGGUCAAAAUGUGUGCCGUAAAGCUGGGUACAGAUGCUACCCUCGAGCUAUUUGGCAGAUUGGGACGAGAAACUGGCCUGAAGGAGUAUAAUUCAUUAAUUGGGCAUUGCAUACAGAGGGCAAGGGAUGCCAAUGACGAAGAAGUUUCAUUAGAGGAGAUUUACAAGGGAUGCCAACUUUUUAAAACAAUGAAGGAACUGGGUUUCAAAAUUGAAGAAGCAACAUAUGGCCAAUUCUUGAUGUAUUUGAUUGAUCUGGGUAUGGUUCAGGAAUUUUUUUUCUUUCGCGACCUCAUUAAAGAUGAAAAUCCAGAUUCACUUCUGAGAUUAGCUUAUUAUGAAAUGCGGCUAUGGAUUGGUGUUAAAAAUGAAGCAAAGAUACGAGAACUUAUCUGUUCCAUCACGGAUGAAAGUGCAGAAGAUAAAUAUUCCUUCCGAGAAAAUUUAUUGUUGGCGUUGUGUGAAAGUGACCGCAAAGAAGAUAUUUUGCUGUUACUGGAAGCUUUUGACAUAACGAAAGUCACAUCAGUCGAAUGUAAAGUGAGUAUCUUCAAGUCAUUAGGGAAACUCUCAUUGGAGUCUAUUGUGGUUGAUUUCAUGCGGACACUGAAAAGCAGUGAUAUCGGGCCUGAAAACAUGUCAAAAUUCAUCUGCGAAUAUGCAAUCAGCAUACCAAAUUUAGGGGUUGAAGAAAUCAUUGAUAACUUCAAAUCUUUACACACUAAGUUGGACGUGUUGCCUACUUCUGCACAAUAUGAGAAGCUCAUUAGAUAUUCCUGUGAACUCCACAAGGUACACCAGGCACUCUAUAUGGUUGAUGAGAUGUUCGAAGCUGGUUUGACUUUAUCAUUGGAUACGGUUCAUUCCAUCUUAGAAGCCUGCGAGCAGAGCUGUGACUAUAAUCUGGUUCAUCAAAUCAAGACAAUGAUAUAUCGCCAUGAUCUGAAGCCAAAUAUUGAGACCUGCAGGUUGAUGAUUAUUCUGUUUGUGAAGUUGAAAGACUUUCAAGGAGCGUACGAAGUGAUGAAUGAUCUGGCCAAGAUGAAUUUGGCGCCAACAGUUAACAUUUUCAACGCCAUAAUGAUUGGAUAUCUUCGUGAGAAGAACAUUUGCAGUGGACGACACGUUCUCAAACAAAUGGAAGAGGCGGAUGUAAAACCAGACUCUGCAACUUUCAGCUAUCUUAUAAGCAGCAGUAACUGUGAGGAGGAUAUAAUCAAGUUUUAUAACGAAAUGUGCAACUCUGGAGUUCAACCCACGAAGUUUGUUUUUAUGGCCCUCAUAAAUGCCUAUGCAGCCUGUGGACAGUUUGAAAAGGCUAAACAGGUUCUCUUAGACAAGAGAAUACCAGUGAAGAGCUUAAAUGAAAUCAAGAGUGUGCUUGUCUCGGCCCUUGCUUCACAUGGGCAAUUAUCUGAGGCCUUUGAAAUGUAUGAAGGAAUCAAAGAAGCCGGAUCCAACCUGCAGCCAAAAGCAAUCGGAUGUCUUAUCGAGCAUCUUAAAUCUGAAGGAGAGUUAGAUAGACUGCUCCAGCUACUCGAGGAAUUAAAUGAUUCACAAUACUGGGUUGAUACCUGCUUCAAGGUCAUUUCAUAUUGUAUUCAACACGAGCAUUUAAGAUCUAUUGUUGAUUUGCUCAAGCAACUCAAGAAUAAUUUUGACAAUGCUGAACUUGCCACAGAUGCUCUGUUUGACGAGGUAUUUAGCUUAAAUGCGGAGAAAGAGGCAACAGAUAUGCAAUUUGGUCUGAGUUUGCUAAAAGCUAUCAAGACGGAACUUGGUGUUCGCCCUUCAAGGAAAAGUCUGGAUUUUCUCCUCAGUGCCUGUGUCAAUGCCAAGGAUACCCAGACUUCCUUUCUGAUUUGGAAAGAAUAUGAGAAAGCAGGUCUUCCUUACAAUAUUUUGAGUUACCUCAGGAUGUAUCAGGCUCUUUUGGCUUCAGGAGACCAGAAAUCCGCAGCAAAUAUGCUAAGCAAGAUACCGAGAGACGAUCCUCAUGUUUGUUGUGUCAUAAAAGCAUGCCAACAAACGUAUAAAUCAGCAUUUAUUAAAAGUGAAAGAAAAAAGAAGCUGAAGGCCCCGAUGAAAGUACUAGGAGAUUUAUUUUCUGAAGCUGGAAAGUGAAGUACAUCAGCGUCUUGUAUCUUGUGAAGGAACGAAUCCGAUUUGUUGAAGCUAGGCUUUGUUCCUACCGAAUUCAAGAAGAUUUACCAACAACAAAUAAAAAAGGCAGUAAUGGUAUUAUUGGGUCUAGCCAAGGACCCCUGUAGCUAAAGUCCGUUUCUUUAGACAAGACGCCUUCUUCGGAAAAAUCUGUUGGUUUACUUUCCAGUUUUGAUGACAAGAGGGAUGAUAAAUACAAAAUGAACAUGGAUUUACGAAUUGGGAAAGAACCCGUUUAUGAUGAAUUGGAGAGCAUCGUGAGAAUUAAGCAUGCAGAAGUUAAGAUGUGGAACAAGAAGGUGGAGGAGGAAG
Molecule: messenger RNA, 3104 nt
Organism: Olea europaea var. sylvestris
Lineage: Eukaryota; Viridiplantae; Streptophyta; Magnoliopsida; Lamiales; Oleaceae
Product: pentatricopeptide repeat-containing protein At4g21880, mitochondrial-like
Exons: 17
Coding region: 105-2753 (882 amino acids)
Molecular function (GO): protein binding
Source: RefSeq, a predicted model, not a curated record